AUGGCUGCGACAAUGGCGAAACGGGCGGCUGAGAGCGCCAACAGGACCCUGCCCGCAGCCGAGCGACAACUCUUCGAAUCCGUGUACAAGAAGAGCGUUCAGGAGUGGAUGCGCUGGCUUCCGGGAUGGGACAACUUUCCGUUCGAGAGCGUCAACGUCAACGUCGUUGGAUGGGCGGCCAGAAGCAAGUUCCAGAUUCAGGGGUCGACUGGCGGCAUUGACGUUCAUACCGGCUUCAACGACGAUCAGGGCUAUCCGACAUGCAACCCCGGCUGUUCCCGCGAAUUGCACCCAGACGGUGACUUCAGCGGCUGCCCUGGUGGUCCCGAGCGUCGCUUCCACCAAUUUCUUCUCCUAGAUCCGUCAUGGGGAGAAUUCAACAUGGGAGCAGCGUCCUCUGCGGGAGUCAGCAUCAGCCUCUACGGCUGGGAGACCAUUGGAAGCCAAGGAAAAGACUGGCCGAUGCUGGUGCAUGAGUUUGGACACUCGAUCAGCUUUCCAGACUUUCUCGAUGACUUCACCCGGCCGAAGAACCGAACGAUCUGCUCCAUUCUGUGGAUUCCCGAAAACGCCCCGGAGAAGUUUGUGAUGUGCCCUGGAAGUGGCGGGUUCGAUAUGCCGCCGGCUCUUACAGAUAUGGAAGGCUGGAUGCUGCGUCACUGGUGGUCCAGAUUCUCGCGACUCAGGGGGUGGCAGAGCGACAACGUGACUUGGCCGGCUCCCCGGAACUGCCCGCAGAUUGAGACGCGGCAGCUCGGAUCGAAGGGGAAUAACCAGCAGCUGCGCGACUUGCACUGA
Molecule: messenger RNA, 798 nt
Organism: Colletotrichum karsti
Lineage: Eukaryota; Fungi; Ascomycota; Sordariomycetes; Glomerellales; Glomerellaceae
Exons: 2
Coding region: 1-798 (265 amino acids)
Source: RefSeq, a predicted model, not a curated record